UCAUAAAAUAUAAAAUAGAACGAAGUCAAGAAAGAAAUAAAUUAUUCGACGAUAAAUUAUUCGACAGUUUCAAUUGAAAAAGAAGAAAGAUCAAGCAGAUCAUCUCUUGCCAUCCUUAUUUUUAUUCAAUGAGAAUAACGCGAGGCGUUCGCGUUGAUAUUCAUUACGAGACCGGGCUGAAGCUGAACGACCGAUGAAACAUUUCUUUCUAAGGAUCUUCUGCGGGAGAAAGCGAGAGAAACGGAAGAAUUCGAAGGUGAAAGAAAGGAAACGAGUGGUCCUCGACAGACGUUGCGCCUGUUGCUUGGCAUCGUUUCUUAUCGACCGUGGCGUGCGCUGCAGCGAUUGCGGCGCCCGAUCCUGUAGGAAGGCCUGUUCGCGUUGGGACACAUCCGACAAUGCCUGGCACUGCAUAUUCUGCCAUCAACAAAGAUCGUGGCUAAAGAGGAAUGAUAACUGGUUCGACAAUUUCGGUGGCAUGGCGAAUGAGGAGGAGGAACUGCGUAGCGUCUUUGGCACCGCCAAAUCGCAUCUUUAUGUUGCAGGAAAUGCAGCUGCGAUUUCAAACGUGGAACAGAUUCAGGAGGAUCGGGAAGAGAGACGCAUGGUGUACGCAAUCCAAAAUUUUGUCGAGAAGAUAGUCGACGGUCUCGUUGAGAACAUAGACGAUACGCCAAUCGAUCGACUCUACGAGGACCUCGAAUACGACAGAUUUCUAGAGGAACAUCGUCCACCAUUGAUCGCCGCUCUCAUUCGAUUGACUACCUGUUUGAAAGCGUCCCUUACGAAUAAACCGUCUACGGAUCCGCCAACUAUGGCGCAUGCGGCGCUCAGAGAGAUCGUCGAGAAAGCCGUCGAGGAAGCUCGGAAGUUGCCAGGAUUAAAUGCAUCCGAGGACACAAAGCAACUUCAAGAAGAACGCGCCGUCACGGAUGCUAGUUAUGAGGAUCUCCUCGCUACCGCGAUACUCAAUAAGGUCAUCGAAAAAUAUCAAAGAGAACGAGUUGACGGUAACAGCAACGUUCUACACGACACAAAUUCGCCUAAAGCAAAAUAUACCGCAAAUGACAGCAAGCAUGGCCUUGAGGAAGAUGUGGCGAGUUACGCAUCCGACCAUCUUGAGUGCAACGGUGAUCAUAGUGCAUCGAUCAGGCGGAAUGAAGAUCAUCAUAAACCGGUGUCCUUUACGAUGGAAGAAAGAAUCGAAGAAGUAACCACGAUCACGUCGGACGAUGAUGAACUUCGAGACAACGGCACCUUGGAAUUCGGUUGCAGUCGACGCGUACCGUUUCCAGAAUAUGGGAUGGACAUCAUUGACCCUCCGCGAGAAUUACCCUCGCCAUCGCCAUCAUCAUCGUCAGAUUCUUCAGAUUUAAAUCGCAACGAAUAUCCGCCAGUCAGAACGAAACGUCACGCUGGUCACACGAUAGAUAUAGUCUCGCCAAUCGAGUCUUGGGAGGAUAAUUGGCUAUUCCAGAAGAAGAGGAACUCCCGAUCGCAGCCAGACGCGGUUGCUAUGUUAGUACCGAGCUCUAACGCAUAUUACAAAGCUCUGAUUGGCGAUCGGAAUGCUGAGGAUACGUCCGAUUUAUCUGAAUGUUCCUCUACGAAAUCUGACGAAGAGAUCGAAAAGGAACUGAUGGAGGCGAUCAGCAACGUGAUUCCGAGAACUCCUAGGAUCUCCGAAAGCGAUGUGAUAAAUGAUCAGAUAGAAAAUCAUCAAGAAGGAACAAGCAAGAUGCAAUUCGAAAAAGACAAGGUCGAUAUCUGUCAAGUGAUAAAGAAAACUGAAAAGAACGCAACUGUUUGCGAGAGUUAUGAUGAGAAAAAUGAUGAGGAACACUUGAAGACUUCAGAAAAGAAAACAGCCAAACGUGAAGAUGAUAAAGAAAAACGAAAUGAAAAUUUAUUUAUGUUGAUAACAGUAGCAAAGGGAAAUGACGAAGCCAAAGAGAAGCCUAAGGAUACAGUCGAAAGCAGCAAAAAGAUAACCGCAACCGCGAUGGAAAGUUCUGUGCAAAAGGAAGUAAAGAUGAAAUCUGAGAAAUCGAGUGAGAGGAGCGAUCGAGGGGAAAACGUCGCGGACGAAAAUGAAGAGCAACGAGAGAGCGAAUAUACCGAACAUUACGACACCGCGAUCCAGAGACAUUUGGACAGUUUAACGAAGAUUGAAGUUUACUCUGGAGAGAACGAGACAAUCGAUGGAAUGAGAAAAAUGACAGACGAACAGCUUAGAAAAUCAGAGACCAAUUCGAUCGAACAACCAAAAAGUGAACAUUCAGAAGCCGAAGUCCACCAAUUGUUUUACGCAACAAUCGACAAGAAUCACGUCAACAUGAUAAGUGAAAAUGAUCCAUUAAGCACCCCUCCACGACCAGGCACAAUAGCGGAACGCGAGCACAAAAAAUGGGAAAAUGCUCCACCGAUCGAAAACAAUCCCUACAGCGAGGAGAGCAUACGAAAGCGAUGUUUGGAAAGGCAAUAUUCGAGAAAUUCGGAUAUUUCAGGAGCCCAUUACGAGUUAACAAAACUGAAUGAAGUAAGUCUGGAGACACUGACACCUGGUCGACCGGACAUCAAACGAUUCGGCAGGGAUUACUAUAUCAACCAAUCGAAGGUAGCCAGUGGAGAACGACAAGAACGGAUCAAGUCGGCGAUGUCCUCGAUGUCGAGUAGACCGAGCAGCUCGCUGUCCCAGCAAUCGAGCUGCGCCAGCGAUGAACAACACGAACAACAGGAAGAACGACUACCUAUGUCUAAAGAGACCAACGAUAGUAUUUCGAUCCUGCAAGAAGAUAAAGAUACGAAGAUGCCGGCCUCAUGGCGCAAGAACAACGCCGAGAUAAUUAGUCUCGAAACGAAUAAUCACGCUAUGAAUUCGCGUGUUCCCGUCGAUCGUCAGAAAGUCAAAAGCGAGAAAGACACGCCUGAUGAAACGACGUGGAAGGACCAACAAACGGACGACAUUCUGGAAAAUCAAAGAAAAAACAACAAAAAUGAGAUUAAUGCCAAGCUUAAUAAUCAGGAGCAAAGUAUCGAGGCUGAACAUAAGGACGACAUGGAGCGAAAAGUUCGGAAGAUCGACUUAAAAGCAUACGGUUUCGAGAACGAGUUUUCGGAUAAGAAGAAGCCUCAACAAAUCCGCCAACAAAGAAUGGUGAAUAGACUGGAUCUGAGCUCCUUCGGCUAUCAAAAUGGUCUGCGUCGCGCUCACUCCAACAACCAAUUGGACCAACCAUUACGGAAGAACGACAAAUCAAAUUUAACUAAACAUGAAUAUAAAGAAUAUCUGAUCGACGUGCCGAGAUCAUUCGGCUGUAAGGAUUUCGAGAAGAGCUCAAGAGGAUUCAAGCUGCGGGACGAAGUCGAGGAGAUAAAUUCGCGGCUAAUAUCCGUCAAAUCGAUGCCAAAUGUCGCUGAAGACGUAUGUUAUCAUGCGAAUCCGGUUUACGUGAACGAUGCGCAGGAUGAACUGACCGCCAUAAAUCUAUUGGAUCUCGUGAAGGAACGCGAUGUGAUCAUUGAGGAUGACAUUUCGCUGUUAAACGAUUACGAUGAAAUCUCGUCCGACGUCGAAAGAUCUUUCGAGGAUAUAUAUAUUAUGACCAAGGCUCAGUCUCGAGAGACGAAUGAAGAACUGCGGGUGAUGCCUUCAGUAAAAAGACUCGCGGAAGUGUUCGGCAGACGACAGACUUCUGAAAAGACUGCCGUGCCCGCGAAAGUGUACAGAGCUUCGGUGGCGAAAGUAGAUGAUGCCAAGGAUAGAUCGGCUACUCCUGAAGUACAGAUAGUUGAAACGCCCAGGCAGAUGCACAGUUUGACAGCCAGAUCUCUUUCGAGGGAAUUUCGGGAGGGUUUACGUCAAAUACCCGGAAAACUGACAUCGCUACCAGUCAGUCGAUCGUUAAUAGAAGAGCGACCUACAAAUCGAGCAGAAAUCGUGCGAUCGAAACAAGAGAGCAAUGACACCACCGUAAUCUCACCUGGCAAGCUCAAAUCGAACAUAAUAUUUUGGGAGCAAAUGCAGAAAAAAAGUUAAACAGUAUUUUCCCAUGAAUUCUUAAUAAUCGUUGCAGUAUUCUGGUAUUUACAAGACAGAACGAAAAGUUACGGUCGCGAAAUCAAUUUUGUAUAUAUGUAUAUGAAAAACAGAGAUUGGAAAUUGCGCGAUCGCUAAGAAAACCAUGGCUUAGUACGAUAAAAUCAAAUCAAGAAGUUAACUCGAAGAAAUAUAUAACUAAAUAGUGUAAAUAUAAUUAUUGUGGGGUUUAAUGGCAAAUAACAGUUACUAAAAUUACGGCGACAAAUCGCUUUCAGUCAAAAGAGGAUUUAUUGCCAAUUUCGCAAUUCAUUCAAUUUUGUAUAUUUGUAAAUGAUUUUUGUACGUAGAAUUUUGCUCAGUUUCGAACUGAGUGAAAAUGUGGAACUAUUCAAACUUCACGCAAAGUCAAGUCAAAUGUGACAUUUUAGAAACGGCAUUUAUAAGAAAAGAUAAUUGCUACUUAAUUAAGAGUUAAGUAAUUUGCAUUCAUAAAGUUGCCAACGUUGCUAUCCUUGCGAGCGGCAAGGGUGUGUUAAUGUCUGCAUCAAAAGAUAGUUCCUUAGGCCGGCCACACACGUUCAAAUAAACUUACACAGGUAUGCUUACGCGAAUCACUUGUACAAGUUUACUUGAACGUGUGUGGCCGGCCUUAGCGUAAAUUAAUUUUGAGACAUUGUAACAUGAUAGGAUAAUUUUUUCGCUGUAAAAGCGAUAACAGGAAGAUAGCUUUAUAUAGAAGUGUAAUGAAAUUCGUGCCAAAUGGCAUCGCGACAUGAUAUGUUGAUUGCCAAAGAAAGCAUUCGAACAUCGUGUUCGAGAUGAGAGACCAGGUUAAUCCUUUCUGUCCUGAUUUAUAUUACAGGAGCGUUUUUAAUUAUAAAAAAAUUAUUCUUAAAUUUAAAAAAAAAUUGUUGAAAAAAAUAAAAACGAAUUUUCUAAAAAUGUGUACAUAUUAACUUUUUUGUUGAAGAAAAAAAUUGAAAGAAAUGUAGUUAUUACAAUCACGUUGUGCUACAAAGAGCCAAAAAAGAGUUAACCCAACGCGUUGCCAAUCGAG
This is a messenger RNA of Acromyrmex echinatior (Panamanian leafcutter ant), 5099 nucleotides long. RefSeq lists its product as uncharacterized. The record is from RefSeq and is a predicted model, not a curated record. Lineage: Eukaryota; Metazoa; Arthropoda; Insecta; Hymenoptera; Formicidae.